AUGGUGCAAGCGCCGAUGAUAUCCUGUCCGCUGAAGACAACAUCAGAGGUCAGCUGGAUCGAACCACUCUCUCAAUAUAUACGCACGAGCUAUGGAGACGACCCGAGCAAAUAUGUUGAAGAGAUUGGAACUCUGAACAGAUUACGGCAAGACAUGAGAGGGGCCGGCGCCGACUCGGCAUCUGGAAGGGACUUGCUUUAUAGAUACUAUGGGCAACUCGAACUUCUGGACCUCCGGUUCCCCAUCGACGAGGCACACAUCAAGAUCUCUUUUCAGUGGUUUGACGCUUUCACGCGCGCCUCCACAUCGCAGUACUCGCUGGCCUUCGAGAAGGCCUCUGUCAUAUUCAACAUAGCCGCUGUUUUGUCCUGCCAUGCGGCCGCCCAGAAUCGUUCAGAGGACAAGGACCUCAAGACAGCGUAUCACUCCUUCCAAGCAUCUGCGGGCAUGUUUACUUACAUCAACGAAAAUUUCCUCCAUGCGCCUUCCACUGAUUUGAAUCGGGAGACCAUUAAAACCCUCAUCAAUAUUGUUUUAGGCCAAGCGCAGGAGGUGUUCAUGGAAAAACAGGUUCGGGACGGAAAGAAGCCAGCACUACUGGCCAAACUCGCUGCGCAAGCGCAGUUCCUCUACAGCCAGGCAAAAGAGGGCCUCGAAUCCGACCAUGCGCGAGGGGUGUUCGAGUCUUCCUGGUUGAAGCUGGUUCAGAUCAAAGCACUACACUUUUCUUCGCUAGCAGAGUACUAUCAGGCAUUAGCUGAGGAGGAGACCAAUCAGCAAGGACCUGCGGUCGCGCGAUUACAGCUGGCGGAGAAGUCAAGCAAGCAGGCCUACUCACUUGCAAAGGCCUUUCCAUCAUCGCCGUCCUCUGCUUCAAAUCUCGGGUCCGACACCGCCCCAACCAUACAGUCAAUUACCCGAAGGCAGAUGGAGAGUGUACAAGAGAAGUUGGCAUCUUCAGUCAAAGACAACGACUUCAUAUAUCAUCAGACGGUGCCGGCAGAAGCGUCUUUGUCCCCUGUGACAAAAGUUCCAGCGGCCAAAGCCAUCCCCCUCUCCGAGUUAUAUCAGGGACAAGAUAUUCAAAGGAUCAUCGGGCCGGACAUUUUCCAGAAAAUCGUACCCAUGUCAGUCACAGAAUCGGCCAGCAUGUACGACGAAGAGAAGGCGAAAUUGAUCCGAUCCGAAGCGGAGAAAGUUGAACAAGCAAAUGGAGAGAUGGCAGCGAGUCUCGAUUACCUCAAGCUUCCCAAUAGUCUCAAUGUUUUGAAAGGCGGACUGGAACAGGAAAUGGGCGUAGAUAGGGAGUUUGAACAAUGGUGUCAAGAACUGGCGAACCACCAGCCUUUUACCGCGGCCUUUGAACAGCUCCAAAAAGACAAGCUGACCGUUUUGGAAAGUUUGGCUAAGAGCACCAAACAACUUGACAUGGAGGAGAGUGUCUGCGAAAAGAUGAGAUCCAAGUACGGAGCAGAUUGGACUCAACAACCGAGUUCCAGGUUGACGUCAACGUUGAGAGCCGAUAUUAAGAGCUAUCGCGACACAGUGGACGAGGCUGGCAACAGUGACGCGCAGCUGUUUUCGACAGCUCGGCAGUACGAAAGUGAUUUUGAAGAGAUGCGGAAUGCAGCUGAACAAGGCGAGGCAGAUGUUCUCUAUCAACAAGCAUUAAUCAAGGCUGGGUCUGGAGCGAAGAACAGAAGCAGAGACGCAGAUGAAGGCACUCUCCUGGAUGAAGAUUAUGGGGAGGGCGGCUUGUCAGUUGCAGACCAGAUCGCCAAAGUCGAAGAUCUUCUGAGGAAACUCAAUCUCGUGAAACGCGAGCGAAUGCAAGUUCUGAAAGAUCUGAAGGAGAAAGUUCACACUGACGAUAUAUCAAAUGUGCUCAUCCUGAACAAGAAGGCUAUUGCAACCCAAGAAAAUCAGUUGUUCCAGGCUGAGCUCGAGAAAUUCCGGUCUCACCAGAAUCGGCUCACCUCGACCGUCCACAAGCAAUCUUCGUUACUGAAAGAAUUGACGAAGACAUAUGGCGAUUUGCUGCAAGACAAACGAGUUCGUUCAGACCAGCAGAGGUACGACGCCGUGCAGAAGAGCAAGAACAAUGUCAUGAACAAAUAUCGGAGAAUAUUCAACGCGCACGAGGAUCUGAUACAGGGGCUUAUACGUGCACAAGGCUUCUAUAGUGAAAUGAAGGAAAGCGUUGACAGUCUGGAGAAGAACGUUGAUUCCUUUGUGAGCAACCGGAGAGCAGAGGGAGCGCAACUACUUCACCAGAUUGAGCAGACCAAAAACAGUUCGGCCGAUGGCCAAGCUGCUGCCGAGCAAAGACGAAUGCAGGAAUUGAUGAAUCGCUUGUCCAUGGAACCCAAGUCAGCGUCACCAAAAUCAGAGCCUCCAGCUCUGCCUCCUCUACCGCCGAUUAACCCAUCAAGAUCGCCCGCACCUCUUUCGCCAACACACCCCACUACAAACGCCGACCCACGCUUUACGAUUCCUCCCCGUCAUUCGCCCGCGCCAGUUAUACCCAACGGAUAUUCUAAUCAAUUUCAGCCUCCUCCGCAGCCAACACACCCGUCGCCCAUUGAUUCCCAGCAUGCCUUUGCUCAAGGAGCAGCAGCGCCUCUCUCUUCUGGAUAUAAUCCCAUGGCGUACCCUGAAAGGUCCGUCGCAUCGCCGAAUCAACAGCCAGCUUCUUAUGGCUUCUCGCCCAUCACCUCGCCUCCUCCCGGUUCAGUGAAUACAUACUUUCCACAAGCCGGUCAAGCUCAUCAGCCAUUGACGUUCGCUUCCCCAAGCCACCAGUAUCCGCAAUACCCCUUCCCUCCUCCUCAACCCGGCGCGCCUCUGCCAAAUGGCUCCUUUCAAAACCCAUCGCCACACCCACAAAUACCCCAGUCGCAACCACCCUACCAGCAACAUCAGCCUUAUCAGCCGUCUCCAUCUCCAUACAACAUGCCUCAGAAUUACGUGCCUCCGCCCCCGCCACCGGGCCCGCCUGGUGGAGGCUCAACAACACAGUACCCUCCGAACCCGUCCGGGGUCUGGGCGAGCGGACCAGGCGGCUAUGCGAACUAUACGCAUGGCAUCAGAUAUGGGCAGCAACCUCAGCAGCAAAGCCAAACUCAGACUCAGGGGCCGACACAGCAGGGGCAACUUGCUAGUGGUGGAGCCACAGCAGGACAGGAUCAGGAUCCUUGGGCAGGAUUGAAUGCAUGGAAGUAG
Cladophialophora bantiana CBS 173.52 is the source of this 3222-nucleotide messenger RNA. RefSeq lists its product as uncharacterized. Bases 1 to 3222 code for a protein of 1073 amino acids. Gene Ontology annotation, molecular function: protein binding. Gene Ontology annotation, biological process: protein transport to vacuole involved in ubiquitin-dependent protein catabolic process via the multivesicular body sorting pathway. The transcript has a single exon. Lineage: Eukaryota; Fungi; Ascomycota; Eurotiomycetes; Chaetothyriales; Herpotrichiellaceae. The record is from RefSeq and is a predicted model, not a curated record. Gene Ontology annotation, cellular component: endosome.